UGGUAUUUGAAACUGUCCCAUUCACUCACUUCUCGUCGCGCCUCCAUUCUCAAAUCUUCCACACGACGGCGACUGCGAGUCCAGCUGAAUCACACCGGAAAGAAGAAAAAUAUACGCCGGAGGGAGCCGUUCAGGUGUUAUGAUUCUUAACAUAGUGUUCUUCACGCCAUACUCAAAUCAAACAAAAAAACACCUAGUAUUCCCUAGUUUCUUCUUCCACACACGAAACUCCCUCUCACCCUAUCUCGUGUACUCCGCCUUCUGCGUAUAAAACAACACUCUCGCGCAUCGUUGUUCCUCCUUCGCUACAGCAGUUGUCGAAGUUGGGCGGUGGAAAAAAGAUCGGAGGCUGCGGAAGGGGAGAGAAGGAAAAAGAAGAGGAGAAAUGGCGCCUAGGCUGAGUCCGGGCGACGCUACGGGAUUUAAGCUGCUCUUCCUCCUUGCGGCGCUGUACGGACUCAUGUCCGUGCUCGUCUACUCCGUACUCCACAUGAAGUUUAUUACGCCGCUCGCCGUCGAAGCGCCUCCGGAUCGUUUCUCCGAGGCACGCGCCGUCGAGCACGUUCGCGCCUUAACGAGAACUGGACGCCAGGAAGGGCGUCCUGGUUUGAGAGAAGCUGCAAAUUACAUUAGAACGGAGCUUGAAGCGAUAAGAGGAAGAUCUGGUUCAGGUUACAGAAUUGAGAUUGAAGAGACUGCAGUUAACGGUUCCUUCAAUAUGAUGUUCUUAGGCCAUAGCAUAUCCCUGGGAUACAGAAAUCAUACUAAUUUGAUCAUGAGGAUGUCAUCGGUAGAUUCACCAAGCGAUGAUGCUUCUGUUCUAAUAAAUGGCCAUUUUGAUAGUCCACUUGGCUCUGUAGGAGCUGGCGAUUGUGGUUCUUGUGUUGCAUCAAUGCUGGAAGUUGCAAGAGUUAUUGUGGACUCUGGCUGGAUCCCUCCUCGUCCUAUUAUAUUCCUUUUCAACGGGGCUGAAGAACUUUUCAUGUUGGCUGCGCAUGGUUUCAUGACAACACAUGAAUGGCGGCAUUCUAUUGGAGCUUCCAUAAAUGUGGAAGCAUCUGGGACAGGAGGACCUGGUAGGAUAAGUUACCAACUGUUGUCACAGUUAGCAGUUUAAGGCAUUCCUUCAGAAUCCAAAUUGAACAAAACCUUGGAUCUUUGGGGACAUAAAAAAAUGGCACAUCAUACACACUUUGAUGAUGUCAUCACCUCCUUUGGGAUAGAUAAGUUUACAUUAUCUCUUUUUGGCUCUCUUUUGACAGAUUUAGUUUGCCAAUCUGGACCUAGUUCAUGGCCCUCUCAAUUAUAUGCCCAGUCUGCUAUUUACCCCAUGGCUCACAGUGCUGCUCAGGAUGUUUUUCCUAUUAUUCCCGGCGACACAGAUUACAGAAUGUUUUCCCAGGAUUAUGGGAACAUCCCCAGCCUGGAUAUCAUCUUUCUUCUAGGCGGAUAUUAUUACCAUACUUCCUUUGACACCGUGGACAAACUACUGUACGCAUUACAUCUGCUAUUUUGGUAUAAAAUUAUUGCUAUACCUGGAUCCAUGCAAGCACGUGGAGAAAACUUUCUGAGUGUACUCAAAGGCUUUACAAAUUCUUCCAAGCUACGAAGUGCCCAAGAAAGAAAUUCUCUUGAAGCAGCAAAUGACUAUGAUGAUGAGCGUGCUGUUUUCUUCGAUUAUUUGACUUGGUUCUUGGUGCUAUAUUCAAAAAGAGUUGCAAGAGUACUGCAUAGUGGUCCCAUCGUUCUCUUUCUUGCUAUGCCGUUGAUUUUGUGUUUUCUUGAUUCUGGGCGUCGUUCUUGGUUUACAACUUUCUGCGACCUUAUGAAAGGAAUGAUGUUGCAUGCAAGUGGAUUUAUCCUUGCUAUUCUUUGCCCCGUUGCCUUUUCCAUCGCCAGAUUAUUUUUCUCCGGUUGUGCUAUGAGCUGGUUUGCUCGUCCGUACUUGGCAUACAUGAUGUUUAUCCCUUGUUCGCUUCUCGGUUUGCUGAUACCAAGGGCCAUUUGGAGUUCUUUGCCUCCCUCUCUGGAUGCUUCCAACCUUGAGAAAUCCAAGGAGGCAUUAUCUGAUGAAGCAAGGUUUUGGGGAGCAUUUGGAUUGUAUGCUGUCAUAACUCAGGCUUAUACUGCAGCUGGGCUCAGUGGCGGAUUCUUGGCCUUUUUAAUUUCAGCUUCUAUGCUUCUAGCUUGGAUCUUCUUUUGCCUUUCUGUCAAAUUUUAUGGUCAUCAAACACUUCGGUCAAAAAUCUCUUAUAUAAUACCUCUGGUCCCUUACCUCAUAUAUGGCGUAUAUUUUGGUGCAUUUCUCAUCCAAUUUUUGAUCGAGAAGACGGGAAUGGUGGGCGCUGUCCCACCCCCAUAUGGAUAUUAUGUUCCCGAUGUUCUGGUGGCAGCAGUAAUUGGACUUGUAACUAGUUGGUGUUUCGGCCCUUUAGUACCUGUUUUGGGUUGGUGGUUAGCUAGGUCAUCCAUUUUGAAGUUCUUGUUGCAUAUUACCGUGGUUGCCAUGGCGGUCUCCUCACAGUUCUUCCCAUACAGCAACCUAGCCCCUAAAAGGCUUGUUUUCCAGCAUACCGUCGUGACUACGGAUGGAAGUAAGAUUAUGGACUCAAACUACCAUUUCGCUGUGGUGGAUUCGAAUUCUCUGAACUUUCUUUUCAAACAUUCGCCUGAAGUGGCGAAGCAACUGCAAAUUGGCUCAGAUUUCUCUCUGGGUACUGCUAAUAAGUCUCAACUCCACGACUGGGUGGCACUUUUCCCAGUAUCUCACCUGUUCUCUGGAAGUCUGAAGUUUCCUGCUAGCAACCACGAGCUCCUGAAGCAGUAUCAACGGUUCCCUCAUCUGUACAACUCCAAGCCUGCUACUGUCUCUGGUGAUGGAUCCCGGAGAGUUCACUUGGAGCUUUCUUUGGGCGACUCAAAGGAAGUGUGGGUCACAGUCCUCAACAUUACGGGUCCCUUAUCGAGCUGGUCCUUCGCAGACAACAAAAUUCCAGCUCCUGAAGUCAUCAGUGAAGGCCCUGCGUCGUUCAUCUGUAGGCUCAGCGGAUCAAGCCAUGAAACUUGGACAUUCUGGCUAGAGGCUAGCAGUUCGGAGAACCUGAGAGUGGACGUGGCGGUGUUAGAUCAAGCUUUGGUCGACGAAACGGAGAAGUUGAAGGGGCUCUUCCCCGACUGGGUCGAUGUCACUGCCUAUACUGGUUUCUUGUCCAGCUAUGUGUUUUAAUCAACUUAUAGCGCUGUACUCUUCUUGCAACGCUAGUCGAAUAAGGUGAUUUAAGAGUAGAAUAGGAGAAACUCGAGCCAUUGUUUUGGCUUCUCUAGAAGGAACACGCAUGAAUUUAGGGCACAAAAAAUUCAAGCUUCCGUUAACACGACAAAUGUCUCUUGGCCAAAUUUGCAAUUGUUGCCAAGAAUCGAAUAGCAGCUCGAUUUCUCUCUGAUUGAAACAUGAGAUUUGCUUCUGUAUCUCGUUAGUCUACCGUGGAAGAAAGUACUUAUUCAUGAAGGCUUGGAAAAGAUCCCAGUGAAAUGUUCGCAGAGGAUAGAAAUCGAGUCACUGCUUCACAAUUCAUUGACGUGAGAAAG
This is a messenger RNA of Linum tenue, 3588 nucleotides long. The record is from the annotation of a GenBank genome assembly. Lineage: Eukaryota; Viridiplantae; Streptophyta; Magnoliopsida; Malpighiales; Linaceae.